CUCACUCCUGGCUUGCACUCUCUCUCUCACUCUUUCCCUGAGGAAAGGCUGAUACUUAAGAGGGUUGAUUUAUCCUGAGGAAUUCAGUGCGUGAGCCUUAACCACUGUCAUAGUGUAACUCAUGAUGCACAGCUUCAUGGGAGGGGGCCUAUUUUGUGCCAUCGUGGGGAACAUCCUGUUGGUGGUCUCCACAGCCACAGACUACUGGAUGCAGUACCGUCUGUCUGGCAGCUUUGCCCAUCAGGGCCUUUGGAGGUACUGCAUGUCUGGCAAGUGUUACAUGCAGACUGACAGCAUUGCCUACUGGAAUGCCACUCGUGCUUUCAUGAUCCUCUCUGCCAUGUCAUGCUUUGCUGGCAUCAUCGCAGGAAUCCUCUCUUUUGCCCACUUCUCGGCCUUUGAGAGGUUCAACCGCUCAUUUGCUGCUGGGAUCAUGUUCUUUGUUUCAACUCUUUUUGUUCUGCUUGCAAUGGCCAUUUACACUGGAGUGACUGUGAACUUCCUGGGCAAGCGCUUUGGUGACUGGCGCUUCUCUUGGUCCUACAUACUAGGCUGGGUGGCUCUGCUCAUGACCUUCUUUGCAGGUAUAUUCUACAUGUGUGCCUACAGAAUGCAUGAGUGCAGAAGAGUGGCUGGCCCACGUUAAAGUAAACAGGAGAUAACGUGUCAAGGGUGCAAAGGAUAUCA
Molecule: messenger RNA, 687 nt
Organism: Anarrhichthys ocellatus (wolf-eel)
Lineage: Eukaryota; Metazoa; Chordata; Actinopteri; Perciformes; Anarhichadidae
Gene: lim2.5
Product: lens intrinsic membrane protein 2.5
Exons: 5
Coding region: 122-646 (174 amino acids)
Cellular component (GO): plasma membrane
Molecular function (GO): structural constituent of eye lens
Source: RefSeq, a predicted model, not a curated record